UAUCAGUCUUAUCUGCAUCACAUCCAAGUUCACCACAACAGAGUAUACAAAGCUUGGUAGAAUGGCUAAUCUUGUCCCAAAAGCCUUCUUUCUUCUUCUGUUUCUAUCCAUUGUUCUGCUUCUGAUAAGUUCAGGGCAGAGUGAUGGAGAACAUCAUAUGUUGCAGGAUCAUGGUGUGAAGAAAUCAACAAUCCCUCCAGAAUGGAAAAUAGUCCAGGGCCCAUGUUCAAAGUUCCCAGAAUGCAAUCAGUAUUGCCUCUCUAUGGGAUUCCCUUUAGGUGGAUCAUGUGGAAGAACAGCUCCACAGUCAGUACUUUACUGUCUCUGUAAAUCUCACUAAGUCUAGGAGAAUGAGAUUCUCGGUCAUAAUCCUUCUCUUAUCAAUGAAUAAUAAUUCUACACCCCAUAUAUGUCAA
This is a messenger RNA of Tripterygium wilfordii, 416 nucleotides long. RefSeq names its product defensin-like protein 37. The transcript has 2 exons. NCBI's taxonomy places the organism in Eukaryota, Viridiplantae, Streptophyta, Magnoliopsida, Celastrales, Celastraceae. The record is from RefSeq and is a predicted model, not a curated record. Bases 62 to 340 code for a protein of 92 amino acids.